AUGCGUACCACCUGUGCUGUAUAUGGUUGUGCGUCAACGUCGUACUGUAACAAUAGUGGAGAAUUGCGUUUUCAUCAAUUUCCAAAGGAUAAGGAGAGAUGCCAAGCAUGGAUUAAAGCUUGCCAGAGACCUGAUUUGAAAGACAAAUGCUUUGAAAGUCUAAAAUAUCUAAAUGUAUGUAGCCUUCACUUCGAAAAAAAAAUGUACGCAAAAAUAAAUUUAAAAGUUACUGCUGUUCCAACUUUGAAUUUGCCUUCACCAGAUGUAUCUAUCAGCACACAAACAGACCCUUUAAUAAUUGUACUGACUAGCCGAAGUGUACAGGUUUCUGAAGCUAACGUAGGCACAUCUGUACAAUCUACAAAUACAAACUUUAAUGAAAGAUCUCAGGGAGACUAUGCAUCACAAACACCUGCAAAAUUAACUGAUCACACACCCAGGAAAAGAAAUCUUAGACAAAAAGUAGCGGAGCAUAAAAGAGAAGCAAAAAUAUUGAGUCGGAAAACAAAAGUACAUAUAUCGAAAAAGCAGUUCGAAACAGGUUGUGAUAUAUAUUUGAAUAAGAAUUUGAGCAGUAUUGUAAAGGCUCACAUCAAUCUUAAACCUCAUGGCAAGCGGAACAGAUACAGUAAAGAGUUUAAAUUGUUCGCUUUAAACAUGUAUUAUACGAGCCCACAGUGUUACAGAUUCUUGGCUAAAACUCUAUGUUUGCCUAGCAAAAACACUUUGAGCUCUAUGUAUAUUCCUAUGACAACUCAUAUUAAUGAACACAUGAGGGACGCGCUAUCGGCUACGGCAAAACUUAUGUCGCUAUCACAAAAAGAAUGUGUGAUGUGUAUGGAUGAAAUAAGCCUGAAAUAUUAUCUCGGUUACGACCUCAAGCAGGGCAGAAUUGUUGGAUCGCAUGAAGUAGACGGGCAGCAAAGGCCCCUCGCUGCUGAAUUUGCCUUCACAAUCAUGCUUCGAGGUAUUACAUCUAACUGGAAACAGCCUAUUGGGUUCGCGUUUAUUUCAUCGAGUGAAAUUGAUGGACAACUGGCUGAUUGGAUUAUGAAUAUCAUGAAAAACCUUUUCACGAUGGGUUUCCGAAUUAGGGCAUUAGUUUCAGAUCAAAGAUCCGAUUUUUUACAAUUUGCAAAAUCCAAAGGUAUUUCGAAAGAAAAGUCAUUCUUUAAAAUUGAUGGAAAAAAGAUCUAUUACAUCUUUGAUGUACGACAUAUAAUAAAAUGUAUACGAAAUAAUUUGAUAAAAAACAAUUUCGAAUACAACGGAAAGACCGUAUCUUGGGACGACAUACAAAUGUUGUAUAAUUUGGAGGUAAAAAAAGACAUGCGGUCUGUACCAAAACUAACGGAUGCCCAUAUAUUCCCCAAUAACUUUCAAAGGCAAAAAGUCCGAUUCGCGACUCAAGUCUUCAGUAAUUCAGUGGUUGCUGCAUUAGAGACAUAUGCUGCUUCAGGACAAAUAACACCAGCUAAUGGAACAGUUGAAUUUAUUAAAACAGUUGAUAAUUUAUUUGACUUGCUAAAUUCAAGCAACCUUCACUCUCGCAAACCGUACGGUAAACCGUUUCGAGGUGACAGUUCUGAGUUAGAAUUGUUGGACCAAGCUCAACAUAUUUUCAACAAUUUAAUAAUUAAAAACAAAAGAACUGGUAAGGACGUGACCAAUACGGUUAAAUUUACAAAAACAUUGAUUAUAACUAUGAAUUCAAUUCGCCAAAUGCUCGUCGAUAUGCAGAAUGAUGGCUACGUAUAUUUAUUUACAAGACGAUUAAACAAUGAUUGUUUAGAAAAUUUUUUUAGGUUAAUACGCCAAGCAAGUGGUAAUUGUCGUAAGCCCACAUGCCUCCAAUUUACAAGGGCUUUUCGCAAAAGUUAUUUUUGCCAGUUAAUGCAACUAUCUGACGGCAGAAACUGCUCAGAAGAUUUUGACAGCAUAUUAUUAAAAUAUAACAGUUUUUUUAAAAAAUAA
This is a messenger RNA of Parnassius mnemosyne (clouded apollo), 1974 nucleotides long. The record is from the annotation of a GenBank genome assembly. NCBI's taxonomy places the organism in Eukaryota, Metazoa, Arthropoda, Insecta, Lepidoptera, Papilionidae.